UAAGUGUAAAACAACUUAAAACGUUGAACUUGCUGACUAUAAUGCUUUACCUUGGAGCUUAAAUGUUGUUCCUGAAAGGACACUGUCCUUUCGCUGUUUACGUGCAUCUUGGGAAACGUAGUCCUAUGACAUUUGACAGCGAAAAGGCGGAUGCUGGGUGGUACUACACUUCCCAGAAACCCUCGGGCGGAGUCAUGACAGCUAAGGGGGCGGGGCACUCAUUUCAGGAACUGCGUGAAGGCGGAACAGAUGCCCCAACCGGUGUGGAUCGAGCGAGAAACCUUUUGGUAGCCACAAAAAUAUUGAAUUGAAAUGCCACUCUUCGCCAAUGAUCACAGAAUUGAGCGACCGUACACGACAACCGAAUUCUUCGGGAAAUACCCACAUUUCAAGAAGAGCGCCAGGAGCUUCCGGGAGAGGGCGGCGCGCACCGUGGGCCCGCAGGGCUUGCUCUACGUGCAGCAGAGAGAGCUGGCGGCCACCACGCCGGCGGACGACGCCGUCACGGUGAUGGGAUCCGACGACGCCACCACCUGCCACUUGGUGGCGCUGCGACACACAGGAAGUGGAGCCGCAUGCCUGGCGCACUGUGACGGCUCCGGCACCGCGAGGGAGGUUCCGCUCGUCGUCGGGGCGGUGACGUCGCUGAGUAGCCACGCCCACGACGGCCGGCUGGAGCUGCACCUGGUCGGAGGGUUCGACGAUGACAUGAGGACAUCCCACAACCUCAGCUUCCAGCUUCUAGCCGCCUUCGACAGGCAGACAGAAGAUAUCCACUUGGUCACGUGCUGCAUCUCAGAGCUGAACGACGUUGUGUCAGGAGGAACACACAGACCUGUGGUUUAUGGAAUAGGGGUGGAUGUGAGGAGCGGAGACGUGUUCCCGGCGUCGUUCCCGAGCAGAGGCCCCGCCGAGGAGCUGCGAUCCGCCCGGACCUUCGCGGGGGGACAGAUGGCCAACAUCUACGAUGCCGGAAGGGGCCUGGUGAGGAUCGGCCCGUGUCAGUGGUCGCCAAACCCCGACAUCGGUUUCUGGCUGACGCAGGAUGAUGACACGAUAUUAAAGCAUCUGUCCACAUCCCCCCUGGUGGAGCCCCCCCACUUCGUCCAGCACAUCAAGAGCACCAUCCGGUUCCUGCUGGAGCACCCGAGCCCGGACAGCCUGUUCCCGGGGGAGGAGCCACAGCUGUACUGCCGGAGCGCACAGGGCGGCUGGGAGAGGGCACCCGGGGGCGUGCAGCAGUAGGGGUGUCCCCACGCAGAGAACAGCCCCCCCCGCCCUCGGCGCGCCCCCCCCCCUGCAUUCCCAGCCUCCGAGAGCAGAUCCUCGCUUGGGGGGUUAUUUCAACCCCUUCCCCGUGCCUGCGACGGCGCAGGGGGUGGGGCGAACUGGGGAGACUGGGGCUCUCGAGUCUGCACACCACCCCUCGGCCCAGUAAUGCCCCUGCCCCCUUGCCUGGCUGGGGAUUUCAGCAGGUCUGAAUGGGACUGGCCGGGCUGCAGUGCCGGGGGUGGGAGUGACCACAGGAAGGGGGAAGGGGGCAGGCUGAUCCUGAAGUGUGGCUGUUAUCCUGGGAUUACAGCAGGUUGCUUGACCUCUUACUCCCUGAGCUGUUAAUGACCGAAUUGGACCCAUUAUUUGCUGACUUGGACAAAUCGAAGCCUGCCCCUGUGCAUAGGAAGCUGGAGCUCUGAGUAGCCCUGUAAAAGGAGCUGGACAUGACCACCUGCUGUCCCGAAAGAAGGCACGGAGCAGAGAAACAGUUUUACGCUCGAGUUUAUUGAUAGGAUUCAAAUGGUUUCCUUUUUUUUUCCCCCAAGAUGAAAGCUGAAGCUGGACAUGUUAUCGCUCCAGCUUUCAAAGAUGAACACCAAGACGUCUAUUCCUACAUCUGUAUUUUUUUUGUGUUGUUUCUGAUGUAUUUAUUAAAUACACUACAGCAGAGCCUAACGUAUGGUAAUAAAAAUAAACCCUUCCUGUUCCCAUGGUAA
Molecule: messenger RNA, 1991 nt
Organism: Lepisosteus oculatus (spotted gar)
Lineage: Eukaryota; Metazoa; Chordata; Actinopteri; Semionotiformes; Lepisosteidae
Gene: ntan1
Product: N-terminal asparagine amidase
Biological process (GO): ubiquitin-dependent protein catabolic process
Cellular component (GO): nucleus
Molecular function (GO): protein-N-terminal asparagine amidohydrolase activity
Source: RefSeq, a predicted model, not a curated record